Molecule: messenger RNA, 1578 nt
Organism: Drosophila willistoni
Lineage: Eukaryota; Metazoa; Arthropoda; Insecta; Diptera; Drosophilidae
Product: phosphatidate cytidylyltransferase, mitochondrial
Exons: 2
Coding region: 138-1439 (433 amino acids)
Biological process (GO): cardiolipin biosynthetic process; CDP-diacylglycerol biosynthetic process
Cellular component (GO): mitochondrion
Molecular function (GO): phosphatidate cytidylyltransferase activity
Source: RefSeq, a predicted model, not a curated record
UUUGGCAACACUACAUUGACAUAUUCUGUGUAAUAUUUGGUUGUUAAAUUUAUGAAUUGAACGAAAUUUUUCAUUGCGCCUGCCUGGACCUAAACUCUCCCGGAAUUGAGCCUCCAGCUCCCUCCAUCAAAACCAUCAUGUUUUUGUUGUGUUUGCAAUCGGCUUGUCCAUCCCUUACAUCCCAUCCGCAGGCGUUGUUCAACACUUGCAGCAUUGCAACCGCAUCAAUAAAGGGAGGCUCUCUUCUUAAUCCAAAAUCCCAGAGAUCAAGCUGUGAGAGUGGAUGUGGUGGACCCAGGCUAGGUCGACGCAGCAAUAACAGUGGCAGUAGGCGAAUCAGAGGAUCUGCGGGAGUCUUCCGAUUACUAUUCGAUCACUCGAUCAACAUAAGUGGACACCGGCGUGUAGAAAAAAAGCGUACUGUGACACGUUUCCCACUGGGCAGCGUGAGUUACAUAUUCGCAUAUGGGUCAGGGGUCAAACAGCAACUUGGUUAUAAAAAUGUGCAGCAACCGGCGGCGAAACCUUCGAGUAGUAAGAGUAGCAGCAGCAACGUCAUUGACCUAGUUUUUUGCGUGCGUGAUGCACUGGGCUUCCAUGCUGAAAAUAUGCAUCGCCAUCCAAGUCAUUACUCGGCUCUGAGGCAUCUCGGUCCAAGAUUUGCGGCUCAAUACCAGGAGCGUAUGGGAGCUGGAGUCUAUUUCAACACAUUGGUGCCGUUGGAGGAUCUUGGCCUGACCAUCAAAUAUGGUGUGGUAUCUGAGGAACAUCUUAUUGAGGAUCUGCUGCAUUGGCGACAUUUGUAUCUGGCCGGGCGCCUGCAGAAACCGGUUACAGAUCUGGUCAAUCCCGCAGACAAUCCACGGCUGAAGUCAGCUCUGGACCGAAAUCUGCUAUCGGCCUUUCAUUCCGCCUUGUUGUUGCUACCAGAAAAAUUUACUGCUUUUGAACUUUUCCACACCAUAGCUUCGCUCAGCUAUAAAGGGGAUUUUCGGAUGAUCUUUGGUGAAAACAAGCAAAAGGUUCACAAUAUUGUCACUCCUCAGAUAAACGAGUUCUUUUCCCUCUACCAGCCAGUUAUGAGUAAGCUGGAUAAAUAUGUGGCUGUUGACAUGCAUGGGCAGGAACCAGGCUCCCGUCGUCCGGCCAUUCUCUUCGAACAGGAUAAAUCUGCAAUGGCCACGAGUUACCAUUUGCGUAGCCUGCCUCGUGAACUCAGACGUCGUCUGCAACGUAAUGCCGCCUGUCGCGGUGACUACGCGGAUGUGGUGGAGCAUCUUUCGAUGGCUCCACUGUUGCCCAAAGUUCUACAGGUCUCAGUGAACGACAUUGUGUGGCGCAGUAGUGUCACUCAGUCACUGAAGAACAUUGCCACAGCGGGCGUUUUUAAGUCCAUCGUCUACAGCUAUCGCAAGGCCAUGAAAACCUUUGCCAAUUAGAUGCUCUUUCUGCGAAAGGAGACUGCCAUUUAUUAACUAAUUGUAAGCGGCUCAUUCAUCGUUAAGUUUUUGUCUAGAAUAUUUUACACCCCAAAGUUUUUACAGUCAAUAGAAAAAUCGUAGUUGAUGCCAAAAACAA